GUUGCCAGAUCGCAGCAGACGCGUCCGGGCAAACAAUAACAAAUAUUAAAAACUGCAUAUUCAAGAUACCGUGAAAUGUCCAUGAUUCCAUUUUUUCCGACGCUCAAAGUCUCCGUGGCGAAUCGCUACUGGCUGGACAUGGCUCCCGCUUCCGUCAGCGAAGAAUCCCAAACGCGGCGCUACGAGGACGAACGCAGCAACUGGCGGGAGUCCCUCAAAACAGCCGGAACUGACCUACAGCCCCUUGGCAAGAUGCUUACCAUUCCCGGAAUAGAGACCGACGACGAGGACGCGAACGACGAUAGUGAGGACACAGACAGUCAUGACGAAGAGGACGACGAGACCAACGACCGCGUCAUCCCGGUCACCCAGGACUUCUACUCCGCCGACGACAUCCAGAUGAACGACGAGACCUCUCCCACAGCCCCCUGAAUGGGCCAACAAUGCUCUCCGUAUGGUGGAUACACAAUUAUUUAUUUUCGCGUCUUGUUCCCUUUACAAACUGUAACAAGUGUCGGAUACUUUAGGCUUAAAUAAAUUAAAACAUAGUAAGCAA
Messenger RNA from Drosophila rhopaloa, 556 nucleotides. Its product is annotated as anaphase-promoting complex subunit 15A. Gene Ontology annotation, biological process: regulation of mitotic cell cycle spindle assembly checkpoint. Gene Ontology annotation, cellular component: anaphase-promoting complex. The coding region runs from base 76 to 432 and encodes 118 amino acids. The record is from RefSeq and is a predicted model, not a curated record. Lineage: Eukaryota; Metazoa; Arthropoda; Insecta; Diptera; Drosophilidae. The transcript is spliced from 3 exons.